Molecule: messenger RNA, 573 nt
Organism: Anthonomus grandis grandis
Lineage: Eukaryota; Metazoa; Arthropoda; Insecta; Coleoptera; Curculionidae
Exons: 3
Coding region: 57-467 (136 amino acids)
Source: RefSeq, a predicted model, not a curated record
UCAUUUUUAUUGUCAAUUUAGUUUUUUUGACGCUUCAAGGCAAAAUUUCAGUAAAAAUGGGGGAUAAAAAGAAGCCGACGCCCGCACCGGUAGACAUCUACGACGAUGAAUUCUACACCAACUUAAAAAUUGCCAAGGGGUUCAUCAAUCAGCUGGGAACAAGAGGAGAUAAACAAAUUUGCAAAAAAUGGAUCGCAAAACUGGUGAAGCUGAAGUCGGACGAUCCGGUGGUGAAGCGAAACCGAAAUUCUUUUUUUAGAUAUUUACUGUCGGUUAUGGAGAAGGCGAUCAAGGAUUCGGCGUAUAAAGUUGAAGGCGGUAAAAAUGUCAAUGAUGAAAAUCAUUUUAUGUGCAAAUGGUCCAAUGACAAGAGGACUUACAUUGCGGCUAAACCUUUGCCAGGGUUGGGCACUUUGGUUUAUAUGGCUGUGGCCAAAGAUCCUAGUUUAGGGUGGGAUCAUCCAUAAUUUUUUUAAUUCGAAAUAUAAAAUAACAGUUUUUUUUAAUAAACUUAGUUUAAAUCAACAAAAUAAAAAAGGCAUAACCUAAUAAAUGGAAAUAUAUUAAAAGUUA